This is a messenger RNA of Cryptomeria japonica (Japanese cedar), 642 nucleotides long. RefSeq lists its product as uncharacterized. NCBI's taxonomy places the organism in Eukaryota, Viridiplantae, Streptophyta, Pinopsida, Cupressales, Cupressaceae. The transcript has a single exon. The record is from RefSeq and is a predicted model, not a curated record. Bases 1 to 642 code for a protein of 213 amino acids.
AUGUGGGAGGAUGUGAUCAAUAAAUGUCAAGUAAAGGCCUCCUCUUGGAAGAACAAGUGGUUAACUCAGGCAGGUAGAAUUCAGAUGAUUAAAUCUGUUCUUUCAGCGAUUCCCAUUUAUCAAAUGGCAUGUUUUAGGCUAUCAUUUAAAGUAGCCAAAGAGUUAGACAGUUUGUUCAAAAAGUUUUUGUGGGAAGGAUCACAGAAGAAGAAGAAAAUUCCUCUCAUCAAUUGGGAUACAACUUGCCUAAUAAAAUUGGAGGGAGAAGCGGGUCUAAGAAAAAUGGAUUUGCAUAAUCGAGCUAUUGGGGCUAAAUUAGCUUGGAAAAUGUAUGCUCAACCUCAUAAAUCCUGGUGUAAGAUUAUGGUUGCUAAGUAUCUGGAUUCAACCGAAGCAGAAAGGAUUUUCAAAGUGGCUAACUCAAUUAAGGGCUCUCCAAUUUGGAAACAUAUUUGGGAAAGUAGAAGUAUAUUAACAGAGCAUCUGACAUGGAAAAUAGGUAAUGGUGAAAAGGCUAAAUUUUGGAGAGACUCAUGGAAUGGUGACAUUUCUUUAGCUGAAGAAAUAGACGACAUGGUAUGGAUUAAUGAAGUGGAAGCAGUGGUAGGUUCUUAUGUGGCGGAUUAUAUUUUGGAAGGGUAG